Messenger RNA from Ziziphus jujuba (common jujube), 3830 nucleotides. RefSeq lists its product as uncharacterized. The transcript has 9 exons. The record is from RefSeq and is a predicted model, not a curated record. NCBI's taxonomy places the organism in Eukaryota, Viridiplantae, Streptophyta, Magnoliopsida, Rosales, Rhamnaceae. The coding region runs from base 103 to 3651 and encodes 1182 amino acids.
AUGCAAAACAGAGGGAAUAGACGAAGAAGAUUGAUUUUAGAAGAAGAAGAAGAAGAAGAAGAAGAGGAGAACGUUUGGAGUUGGAGUGAGUGAGUGGUGGAAAUGGAAGAAUAUCCGGAGGAAUUGAGGAGUCCACCGGUGAGUCUGGUGGCGGUGGUUGGGUGCGGAGAGCUCCACCAGGCGAUUACGACGCACCUCCACUCUCAGCAGCCUCCGAUCAACUCCCUUGCACUGCCCGACGUUUCCAAGAUCUCCUUUCUUAUAUCCCCUAAACCUAAAACCGAUUCAUCUUCUUCUGCUGCUGUUGGAAUUCUGAAGAGAGAUUGGCUGCAGAAGCACCGCACCAGGAUUCCCUCCGUCAUCGCCGCACUUUUCACCUCCGAUCGCAUCUCCGGUGAUCCAGCUCAGUGGCUUCAGCUCUGCUCCGAUCUCGAAGAGCUCAAAGCUUCGAUUCGUGCGAGGAACAUUAGAUUGGUGCUUGUUGUUGUGCAUUCUCAUUCCAAGGAUGACAUCACUGAAGAUCGAAUGCUAGCUUUACGAAAACGAGCUGAAGUUGAUUCCAAGUACAUUAUUACGUUUAGCCAAAAUGAUGCUUUUGAACUCAAACAGUCUCUUCACAGGUUGGGGAGCAUAUUUGCGGAACUAGCAAACACAUAUUACAAAGACGAAGGGCGAAAGAUUAAAACAAAAAUAGAGAAGAAGAGUUUUAGUUCAAUCGAGUUGAGCAUUCGCUAUUGCUUCAAGGUUGCUGUAUAUGCAGAGUUUCGAAGAGAUUGGGUUGAAGCUUUAAGGUUCUAUGAAGAUGCAUAUCAUGCACUACGCGAGAUGAUUGGGACAUCAACUAGAACUACAAUCCAGCGCUUGGUUGAGAUAAAGACUGUUGCAGAACAAUUGCAUUUCAAAAUAUCAACUUUGUUAUUGCAUGGUGGAAAGAUUCCUGAUGCAGUUACAUGGUUUCGCCAGCAUAAUACUUGGUACAAAAGGAUCAUAGGAUCACCAGAAGCUGUCUUUCUUCACUGGGAGUGGAUGAGUAGACAGUUUUUGGUAUUUGCUGAGUUGCUGGAGACAAGUUCUAUAGCCAUUCCUACUAUUUCAUCUGUAAUUGUAGGCACUGCUGAGAGACCUUUGACUGAGUGGGAAUUUCAUCCUGCUCAUUACUAUCAGUUAGCUGCUCACUACUUAAAGGAGAAGAGAUCUUCCUUAGAAUUUGCUGUGUCAAUGUCUGAAAGUCUUGGUGAGGUUGACUCUAGUGCUGAAUCUGUGGUACCUUCAACAUAUGUGGGUCAGUUUGCUCGAUUAGUUGAGCAAGGGAAUGCACAUGUUAUGCAACCUCUUACUGAUGAUGAGUAUACACGUUAUGCAGUUGCUGAAGGUAAAAGGUUUCAGGAUUCCUUUGAAAUUAUUGCUCUGCUCAAAAAGUCAUAUGAAUCGUACAGUAAUCUUAAAGUCCAUAGAAUGGGCUCUUUUUGUGGGUUCCAGAUGGCCAAAGAAUAUUAUGGUGUGGGAGAUUUUAGCAAUGCAAAACCACUCUUUGAUGGUAUUGCAAGUUUAUACAGACAAGAAGGGUGGGUGACUUUGUUGUGGGAGGUAUUGGGUUACCUCCGAGAAUGCUCAAGGAAACAAGGUAUGGUAAAAGAUUUCAUAGAGUACUCACUUGAAAUGGCUGCGCUGCCUGUAUCAUCCAAAACUGGUGACCAGCUUUUCGGAUUUAAAGAAUGUGGUCCAGCUGGCCCUGUUAGUCUCCAACAAAGAAAACUAAUACACAAUGAAGUUUUUGGGUUUAUUUGUGGAGAACUGGAGUUGGCAUCGUCUGACGAGAGUGCAAAUCUCAAAGUUACUGUAGAUAAUCCACUUCACCUUGAGAUUGAUGUUGUCAGUCCUCUCAGAUUAGUUCUUCUUGCUUCUGUUGCUUUCCACGAACAUAUAGUCAAGCCUGGUUCAUCCACAUCAAUUACACUAUCGCUUCUAUCACAACUACCCCAUACGGUUGAGAUUGACCAGUUAGAAGUCCAGUUCAAUCAGUCUGAUUGCAACUUCAUCAUUGUGAAUUCCCAUAGACAUUCAGGUGCCUUAGUCGAUGGUCACCAGGGUCACCGUGUAGAGACUGCUUCUUCUUUGUCAUUGUCUACAAAUAGAUGGCUACGGCUGACAUAUGAUGUCAAAUCUGAUGAAAGUGGAAAGCUGGAAUGUAUAUCUGUUAUUGCCAAACUGGCACCCCACUUCACAAUCUGUUGCAGAGCUGAAAGUCCUGCUUCGAUGGAUGAGCUGCCUCUCUGGAAGUUUGAAGACCGUGUGGAGACUUAUCCAACCAAGGAUCCUGCUUUGGCAUUCUCUGGCCAGAGGGCUAUACAGGUUGAAGAACCAGAGUCACAAGUCGAUUUAAAUUUAGGUCUUUCUGGUCCUGCAUUUGUUGGUGAGAGCUUUUUAGUCCCUGUUACUCUGGCCUCCAAGGGACAUGCUGUUUAUUCUGGUGAGUUGAAGAUUAAUCUGGUGGAUGUGAGGGGUGGUGGCUUGAUCAGUCCUAGUGAUACUGAACCCUUCUCUAUGGAUACUCAUCAUGUUCAACUUCUCGGUAUUUCUGAACCUGAAGGGGAAGAUGAAUCUCAACAGGACACGGACAAAAUCAAGAAAAUACAAGAAUCUUUUGGAUUGGUUUCAGUUCCAUUUCUGAAAUGUGGAGAAUCAUGGUCAUGCAAACUGGAAAUCAAGUGGCAUAGGCCCAAACCAGUUAUGCUCUAUGUGUCACUUCGUUAUAGUCCGGAUAGCAAUGAAUCAACUGCUCAGAAAGUUAAUAUCCACAAGAGCUUGCAAAUUGAUGGAAAGACUGCAAUCAUGAUCAGCCAUCGUUUAUUGCUGCCAUUCCGGCAGGACCCAUUAUUACCCUCGAGGAUUAAACCAGUUAAUGAUACUGAUCAGUCACCAUCACUCCCUUCGAAUGAAACAAGUAUACUCAUCAUUAGUGCUAAGAACUGUACUGACGUGCCAUUGCGGUUUCAAUCCAUGUCUCUUGAAGUAGAUGGUGAUGACUUUGGAAAUUCAUGUUCUGUGCAACAUGGUGGUGAAGACCUUUCAGACCCUGCCCUUGUUGUUCCAGGUGAAGAGUUUAAAAAGGUUUUCAGCAUUAUUCCAAAGACAAAUUCUUCAAAGAUUGGGUUAGGGAAUGUAUGUCUAAGGUGGAGGAGAGAUUCUGGGCUUGAUGAGCAAUCUGGCACCACAGUAAAUUCAGUUUUGACUAAACAGAAACUUCCCGAUGUGAAUCUGGAGGUAUCGCCUUUGGUACUGAGAUUGGAUUGUCCUCCUUAUGCAAUUCUUGGAGAACCCUUUACAUAUUUUAUUGAAAUUCAGAACCAGACACAGUUGCUUCAAGAAGUUAAGUUCUCGUUGGCAGAUGCACAAAGCUUUGUAAUGUCUGGGUCACAUAACGACACUGUCUUUGUUCUUCCAAAGUCGGUGCACGUCCUCAGUUACAAACUGGUGCCACUUGCUUCAGGAGUGCAACAGUUACCUAGAUUUACUUUGACCUCCGUGAGAUACUCAGCUGGGUUUCAACCAUCAAUUGCAGCUUCAACUCUUUUUGUGUUUCCCUCAAAGCCUCAUUUCAAGAUGAUUGAUGUGCAGGACAAAAGGAUAAAGUCCCUUGCAACUGAAUAAAAGGUACAUAUAUUCUAUGAUAUAAUAUUUUUGGAAAAGUUUGGUAACUGUAGGUCGAAUAGAAUGAAUUUAAAGACAGUUGAGUACGGUUGUUGUGCAAUUUCUUCAUUAAAGUUCAUGUAUACCACUAUAUUGAUAUGUAGUUGCAAAAUUAUUUAGAAAACAAGAGAUUUAAAUUA